Molecule: messenger RNA, 3205 nt
Organism: Danio aesculapii
Lineage: Eukaryota; Metazoa; Chordata; Actinopteri; Cypriniformes; Danionidae
Exons: 9
Coding region: 116-1768 (550 amino acids)
Source: RefSeq, a predicted model, not a curated record
ACAGAAGUGUCUUUCUUUGGCAGAUUGGGGGCGACGAAGAAGGCUUGAAAAACAGCAAGGAAGAGCAAGAGCAUCCUUUUAAACCAUCCUCCAUUGUAAAAGCGUCUCAAUCUUUAUGCUUUUUUUUGGAUUUCACUUACAAAGAUAUCCAGCUAAAAUGGGCAUCACACAGCUGGCAGUCAUAAGCACCCUUUUGUGCUCAGUUUGGUCAUCAACUAUUAAAGCUAAAGAUGAACAUCGCGUUGCUUUCUUUGGAGAGGACGUGCAUAUUUCUUUGUCGGCUUUAGACACAGCAGUGGUAGUGUUCAAACCAAGAACACAGCCGGUGCUGGAGAAGGUUUACCUGCAGAAUGGUGUAAUUCAGGACACAAGAGUCAAACUGAACAAACACGUCAACCACCUGAUCCUGGAGGAUGUGGGCGAGGAGGAUGAGGGCACUUACAUGGUGAAGAACUCUGCAGCUCCAGCUGAUGUCAAACGAAUCGCGCUUAUUGUCAGAGACUGCGCACUAGAGACUGUGGUGAAAUUCGGGGAGACAUAUCACCUCCCGAUCAGCCCUACGAUCGGUCCCUACACCCUUCAGUUCAGGCCUGGAGUUCAGACUGCACUUGAGCAGACCACAGAAGAGCCCCCUGUGCUUCUCAUCAACCAGACGGGUGUCAAAUCAGAGGGAUACGAGAACCGGCUCACCCUGGGGGAGAAGAGGGUCAGCCUGCAUGAAGUCACAGGAGCUGAUGAGGGCAGCUACACCAUCGUGGACAUAGAUGGAAAAGUCAGAAUGAGGGCCUGCCUUAAUGUGAAAGAGCACCUGAUCUUUCAGAACUUGAAUUACGGUGAAACGUUGAAGAUCAAGCUUCAUCUAGACCACACCAAGGUCAAAAUGGUCUACAUCCCAGACUCUGACCACAAAGAGCGGCUGAUCCUGGACCAGGGGGGGAUGCCGGUGCCGCUAGACCCCUCUGUGGAGGGUCGGGUGUCUGUGGAGGGCUCAAUGUUCUACUUGAAGAAGGUCAAAGUCAGCGACAAUGGUGUCUUUCGAGUGAUGGACUUUUCAGGCUUUCGCAUAACUGACGUCUACCUUCAUGCGGAGCCCUAUAAGCUUCCCCAGCUGUAUGCGGCGAUCCUCUCCUUGCUGGCUCUGCUGGCAUUUCUGCUGCUGGUGUGUUUGCUGUCUUGCUUGAUCAAGGUUCACCGCCGGGCGGAGAGAGCACGUAAGAUCACCCUAAUCGCUCAGCAGGCUGGAAAAAGCGACGGAGACGCAUUCAGACAGGUGGUUCAUGAAGCUUAUACUCGAUUUGCGGAGGAGUCUACUGUGCAAUCCACAUGGGAAAACAACACAGAGAGCACUGAAGUUGAAAUCAAAGGCCUUGAGGUGUCGAAGCCAGGUCAGUACCAUGCCCUCCAAUCUGACAAAACCUUCCUGGAUAUGAACGACUCGGGUGUGGAGUUCAACUCGUCUGCGCUCCCUCUGGACAGCGACACUGAUGUACCCGACAAUUUCACCUCUCACAAGCUCCUCAUCGAGUCUGACACUCUCGCUGGUGGCCCGCCGGUCAUUUCUGAGGGCGACCACAGCUCCACUCGCACCCCUGAUUCUAUCCUGAGCGCCAGCCCUGCCACCCAGCCCAAAUCUGGGGCUCAAACGGAGGUCGACUUGAUUGGCGCAACCACACCUGAGGGAUUGAAGGAUCUGGAUGCAAACACGAGCAAAGAUGCUUCGCCACAUUCCGAGAAAGUCGUGGAUCCCAGUAACGGAACCACAACCUGAGAAGUGAAAAAUGAAAUCACACUUCGUUUAUAUCAAUGCAGCCGCUGUUCAUUUGCAACAUCUCACCGUUUGCAUUUGCAAAAAUGACACUUCAUCACUUGCUUGAACUCAUCUGAUGCUAAACUAAUGGGUUGUUGAUUAAGAAUAAACACUGAUCCAGAAGAUAUGCAAAAGAAGAAAACAACACUCACAAAAAAAGGAAAAAAAAAAACAGAAGAACAAAAUCGGUCCUGCACUAUGCAUGCCUUUGAAUUACCGAUGAGUUCUUGAUUAGUUUAAAAGCUGACUGCUAGUUUAGAGUGACCAUAGAGUGCAUGUUAAGACACACAAACACACACAGACUUGACUUACUUUUUAAAAACUUUUACGAACUCCAUCCAAGUGAAUCUGAAGUGGAUUGUACCAUAAAUGGGUGUAUACCUUGCAUAUUUUUUCAAACAGUUGAUCUACCAAAUGCCAAAUGAACAUUUCGAGAAUUUCUCCAUCACUUAUCAUCAACCUGGAUUCAUUUCAAGAUCACUUCGAAUGCAUCCCUCUUUCCUUUUUGACCGUCUGCAGCCACCGGCAGCUUUUGAAGGGCUGUCGUGAUAAUCCCUGCCAAUGGUUAACUAAACACCUUGAUGAAUCAGGACCGCAUGGAUGACAGGUAUCUGAUACGCUGGCUUUACACUGUAAAUAGGAUCAGCUGUGGCUGAGGGUUUUUUUGGCUGUGAGGAACUCCGGCUGAAGGAAACGGCUUGUCUCAGCAGUUUCAGAUGCUGACUCCGCUCGGGUCUCCUCACAACUCGGGCCUUUCCGGUGAUCUCUUUCCUUCUUAUCUUUUAUUCUUACUCUUUUGAACCUAUUUUAGGAGCUUGGAGCUUUGUAAGACUUGCUGAAUUUUGCAUAUUGAGAAACCCGAUGAAUGAUUCGCAAUAAGAAGCAGAUUAGUGAAAUGAGAGGAGGGAACUAAGGACAGGAAGACUAUAUUUUGUAAUAUGGAUGCAUUAUGUAGGUUUGAAUCAUUUCUGGCAGUAAGCUUGAAUCUGCAUUAAACACAUCCAGGUUCAGAUUACACAAUAAUAGCUGAGUUUGGAACAAUUCGUUUCAUGUAGGGUGUUAUGGAAAAUUGAAAAUGACUGUGGUUGUCAUGAUGCAAGAAAUUAUUGUCCUAUCUCAUCUGGACAGUCUGGAAUGUGCACAAUUAUCAUUGCAGAUCUCCUUAUUCAAUUAGAUUUGCAAUUGCAAUCUCUUGUUUUGAUUAGAUUUAAGAUAGCUCUGCCUUUUUCGAUAAUGUCAGGCACAUCAUUAAAUAACAAACAAUGAGGCAGCUUGCAAGUUUCUUGUUCAUAACUACAAAUUAGGCACCAAAAUCAGAUCAUCUGACAGUGACAAACUGGCAUAAAUAUUGUGUAGUGCUAACCCAGCUAAACUGCUUUCCAAACAUGACUGUUUUGC